AUGCGGGCUGCAAUUGCGGGGAAAGGGGCCAGUGCGCAAUGGGGCUGCAGCUCACAAAAGAAGCUUUGCAGGGGCGUCAAAAGGGGAGCUAAUUCGAAGGCCUCGGGUGGGCAAAACGUUUUCCCAAGGGAUAUAAGCCUUGUCCCUGUACUUCUGGCUGUCCGGCUUUCUCCCCACAGUCAAGAUGGUAAGGCGCUAUAUCCGCAGGCAACCUCCCCAUGUGCAGCCAAUUCGAGAUUAUAUGUGGGCAUCACUGCUUACGAGCUGCGGCAGAAGGCCCCCAAGGACCUGCAGAAGCAGUUGGAGGACCUCAAAAAGGAGCUUUCCCAACUCCGUGUAUCAAAAGGAGCCGGUGGGGUGGCAUCAAAGCUAGUCAAGAUCACAAAGGUUCGCAAGGCUAUCGCCCGCGUGCUGACAGUGUACAACCACAAGAGAAGGGACGAGGCCAAACAGUUUUUCAAGGGCAACAAGCAUAAGCCGAAGGAUCUCAGGCUUAAGAAAACAAGAGCGAUUAGGCAGAGGCUUGAUUUGUCCCAGCGUAGGAAGAUGACUGUCCGGAGAACAAAGAAAGUACAGAAUGUACCCAGGAGGAAAUACGCUUUGCUAGCUUAG
Molecule: messenger RNA, 612 nt
Organism: Cyclospora cayetanensis
Lineage: Eukaryota; Apicomplexa; Conoidasida; Eucoccidiorida; Eimeriidae
Product: 60S ribosomal protein L35
Exons: 3
Coding region: 1-612 (203 amino acids)
Biological process (GO): translation; maturation of LSU-rRNA from tricistronic rRNA transcript (SSU-rRNA, 5.8S rRNA, LSU-rRNA)
Cellular component (GO): ribosome; cytosolic large ribosomal subunit
Molecular function (GO): structural constituent of ribosome; mRNA binding
Source: RefSeq, a predicted model, not a curated record